GAGCUCGAACAGAUGGCGAAGGAGCAAGAUAAAGAGUCGGAGAAACAAGCCUUGCUGCGGGAAGUGGAAAACCAUAAGAAACAAAUGCUCAGCAAUCAGGCAGCUUGGAGAAAGGCAAAUCUAGCUUGCAAAAUUGCUAUCGACAACUCUGAGAAAGAUCAACUGCUGCAGGGAAGAGACUCCUUAAGACAAAGGAAGACUACAAAGGAAAGUCUGGCAGAGAGUGCAAGUAACAUCACGGAGAGUCUGAUGGGCAUUAGCAGGAUGAUGUCACAGCAAGUCCAGCAGAGUGAGGAGACCGUGCAAACCCUAGCCAAUUCUUCACGAACCAUCCUGGAAGCAAAUGAAGAAUUUAAGUCCAUGUCUGGGACAAUUCAGCUGGGGCGAAAGCUAAUAACAAAGUACAAUCGCAGGGAACUGACGGACAAGCUGCUAAUCUUUCUCGCCCUUGCCUUAUUCCUGGCUACGGUGCUCUAUAUUUUGAAAAAAAGACUCUUUCCAUUUUUGUAAAAUUCCAAAGCUAAACUGAACUAUUACAAAAGAUCAGAAAGAGAUGGAAUAAUAACGGUAGGGCUUUUAAAUAAAAUAAUGAAGGGAUAUUGCAAUAGCUGAAGGAGCGUUAAAGCAGGCAUGACUUUAUACUGUCCUCGUGGAGUGUGCGACCUGCAUAAGAAGAGCUCAAAUGAGAACGAGUUGGGAAGAAG
Molecule: messenger RNA, 704 nt
Organism: Fulmarus glacialis (Northern fulmar)
Lineage: Eukaryota; Metazoa; Chordata; Aves; Procellariiformes; Procellariidae
Gene: BNIP1
Product: BCL2/adenovirus E1B 19kDa interacting protein 1
Exons: 4
Biological process (GO): retrograde vesicle-mediated transport, Golgi to endoplasmic reticulum
Cellular component (GO): SNARE complex; endoplasmic reticulum
Molecular function (GO): SNAP receptor activity
Source: RefSeq, a predicted model, not a curated record